AUGGCCGGUUCGGGUUCAGGCUCAGCUUUGAGCGGGCGUAAACCGCGGAUGGUCGGCUCUCGGCUGCUGCUCGUCACCUCCGUCUUUGCUUCCUUGGGCGUCUUUCUCUUUGGGUUUGACCAGUCAGUGCUGUCGCUGCAUCAUCAUCAUCGGCAAAGUCGCCCCAGCCCACAGAGCUGACGGUGGUGCGCUGUCGUUCUUCUCCGCUCGCGCGUGUGCUUCGCGUCCGCGUGCGCUCCAACGUCGUGUCGUCUUGUCAUCGUGGUCGUGGUGCCGAUCCGCCGACGUCGUCCGUGGUCGUCUGCCUCGACCCUACCCGCCCUGCGUCACACCCGGCAUGUGUUCAAAUACUCAGGGGUGUCAUGUCGGGUGAGUCGCAUCUUGCACCUAUUGCAUGACCCAACUAGUGCACCUGCUGCACCUGCUGCACCUGCUGCACCUGCUGCACCUGCUGCACCUGCUGCACCUGCUGCACCCCCAAACCGGCCCGACCCGCCGCCAGAGCCGCGAAAGCCAUCGUCGCCGCACCGUCAACGCUGAAGCUGACUUGUGGGCAUGGUAUCACACCACCUUUCCUUCAAUCCAGGUAUCAUUACCGUCAGUCUCUCCGGGACAGUCUAUCAUCUGCUCCGACUGACGCGCAGAAUCUUCCCUGCUUUGCACCGAUCAGGGGCCAUACUUCAAGGCCUUCUUUCAUCAACCGAAUCGAUAUGAGCUCGCAACAAUGGUCAGUCUCCUCGGCGGCCCGCUUACAGCUUACCUCGCUCAUCCUCGCCUUUCUUUCGCAGGUCGCUAUCCUCGAAAUCGGUGCCUUGAUCACUUCCUUGCUGGCCGGUCGCGUCGGCGACAUCUUUGGUCGACGACUGACCCUCUUGGCCGGAGCGCUCAUUUUCACCACCGGCGGUGCAUUCCAAUCCUUUGCGACCGGGUUCAAGGUGAUGGUCUUUGGUCGAAUCUUGUCCGGAUUUGGCGUCGGUUUCCUCUCGUACGUUCGAUGUCGGAUUCACUUGCGACCCCUGCAUGCCCCAGUCUGAUCUUUUUCACUACGAGAACAGCAUGAUCGUACCCGUGUAUCAAUCCGAGAUCUCGCCCGCCGAGAACCGAGGAAAACUGGCCUGCAUCGAGUUCACACUCAAUAUUGCAGGAUAUGCCUCCUCAGUGGUAAGGUCUUCCGUCGAAAAAGCGCUUCACCCAAGCUGGGCGCAAACUGACAGUCGAAACGCUCCUGCUCGCAGUGGAUCGACUACUUUGCCUCCUUCUUAUCCUCAAACCUCUCCUGGCGCUGCCCCCUGUUCGUCCAAUGCAUCAUCGGCUCGAUCCUCGCCAUCGGAUCCAUCUACAUCCCCGAAUCGCCGCGUUGGUUGCUUGAUAUGGACAUGGACGAGGAAGGGAUGAAAGUACUCGCCGAUCUGCACGGUGAUGGCGAUCCGGAUGAUGAGAGGGCCAAAAACGAGUUCGUGGAGAUUAAAGAAUCCGUUUUGGCCGAGCGUACUAUUGGUGAUCGAAGCUACACCAGCAUGUGGAAGCGCUACAAGUCUCGCGUCUUGAUUGCCAUGAGUGCUCAGAUGUUUGCUCAAUUGGUGAGUUCGUAGACUCGGAGUUGGUCUCGUCCUUCCAGCUGCUAUGACUGAUCCGGCACCUUCCUCUCCCGGUACAGAAUGGAAUCAAUGGUAGGCACACUUGCAGUUCAAUCGAUGGACUUCGAGCUUCCCAAACUAACUGGCAUGUUUGCGUCGUGUGCAGUCAUCUCUUACUACGCUCCUCUGGUGUUCGAGUCGGCCGGCUGGAUCGGGCGAGAUGCAAUCUUGAUGACCGGCAUCAAUGGGAUUAGUACGUCAGGGGUGUUGGGGUCUCUCCGCGUGGCCCUCCUCGUUGAUAAGGGAGUCGUCCUGGGUGCACAGUUUACAUCCUCAGCACCGUACCUACUUGGUACCUCGUCGAUAUUUGGGGUCGACGUCCCAUUUUGCUCUCAGGUGCUCUGGUGGGUCCAUCCUGAAAAGAGAGCAACCCUAGUGCUUGUGAAAAGCCAAGCACUUAUCCGCCUCCUCCUCGCGCAGAUCAUGGCGACGGCGCUCUCGUCCGUCGGUUACUUCCUGUACCUCGACAAGACCUACACCCCCACCGCGGUCGUCAUCUCCGUCAUCGUCUUCAACGCCGCCUUUGGCUACUCAUGGGGUCCGAUACCUUGGCUCCUAGGACCCGAAGUGUUCCCGACCGUGUUCCGCGUCAAAGGUGUCAGUAUCUCGACGGCGACGAACUGGUUCUUCAACUUUGUCGUCGGCGAAUCGACACCGAUUUUGCAAGAGGCGAUCCGGUGGCGGUUGUACUUGAUGCAUGCCGGAUGGUGUUUAAUCUCGUUGAUCUGCGUUUUCCUCUUUUAUCCCGAGACGAUGGGCGUGCCAUUGGAGGAGAUGGAUGCCCUCUUUGGCGACUCUUCCAAAGCCGACCUCGAAUCGGCCUCUCUCGUUCGAUCCCACCACGGAGGCAGCUCCUCCCCCAACGGCGCUCGUUCAAGCUCCGCCGAACCCCCCGUUCUUCGAAAACACCACGGAGAAGCCGAAGCCCCUUCCGCAAGCCUCUUGGAUGGAAUCAAGAGGGCGUGGAAACGAGGGCGUGAGAUGGAAGGUGCGAGUGGGGGUGGGUCGGCCGCACCGGCGAAUUAUCAGGCCGUGCAGAAUGAUGGACAAUAG
Microbotryum saponariae is the source of this 2690-nucleotide messenger RNA. The record is from the annotation of a GenBank genome assembly. Lineage: Eukaryota; Fungi; Basidiomycota; Microbotryomycetes; Microbotryales; Microbotryaceae.